CUAUGUAAAUGGACGAAGGGAAAUACUUCAUUAUUAAAUUUCAUAUGUUUCAAAAAUAGAGAUAUAAGUAAAGAUACAUUACAUUUUGAAAGUAUCAGCCAAAAUUAAAUUGCAAAAAUAAAUGUGAUUAAAUAUUGAAAUAAAUUAAAUUAAUCUCAAAGUUUUUUUGUUAACAAAUGUCACAUUUCUACUGUGCGUAGAGAUUUCACAAAAUGUAUUCACCAUAAAUAAGUGGUUUAAGAUUUUUGUCUUUUUAGAAAAGAAUAGAAAGGAAAAAAUACAUCUUAGUUUAGAGUAAAUCAACCUCCAAUUUUAUGACAAAAAAUAUAUCUGAGAUAAUUCAGAUAAAUUAAUAGCAAAUUCAUUUCUUUAUUCUUUUUCAAAACUAAUUCAUACUCCAUCCGUUCUUUUAUAAAUGAUGUUUUGUAUUUUUUCACACAAAUUUAGGUAACUAGUACAAUAUCUACUCUAACCUUCUAUAGUUAAUUAAUUUAGUUUAGACAAUAAUUUUUUUUUUUAACGCUGAUUUAUUAUGAUCUUACAAUUAUGAUAUAGGAAAUAUUACAUAGACGAUUCGACAACCGACAAUACUACCUGUCUUAUGAAGACCUACGCCUAACUGUAUCACCUGAGCCGUCCUAUGAAAAUCCACGCCUGACCAGAUGUACUUGCACCAUGUUGAAGAUUCCUUGCAAGCUUUUUCCUCUGUAGUCUGCAUAAUUGUUUAAUAAACCGCUCUCUCCGGGACUUGAAACCUGGAUUUUCUGUAAUCUGCAAUAAAUUUGCAUAGUCUGGGAUUUGAACCCCAGAUCUGGGUGUAGAAGCCUUUAAAUCUUAACCAAUAGGCUACGGUGCUUCCACAAUUUAGACUAUAAUUACGACAGAGAUAAAACAAAGGGCAAAAGAAGUCCACUUUUGCUAUAUUUUGUCUUGAAGUUUGUAAACGACAAGUAUUGUAAAACAAAAUAAAAGUGGGGGAGUAUCCUAUUGUUCAGUAAAAAUCAUACAACUGCAUGCAUGGAUGGCAUAAAGAUUUCACUAUAAAUAUCACACAUUGAUUUCUUUUCUUUCUUACAAAAACAAAAACAUAAAAUCAUGAGCAAUAUGAAAGAAACAAAUAGGUCUAUUCUCGUGGUACUGCUCGUAUCAUGUGUGUUUAUGAGCACGGUGAAAAUGGGAGCUGGAAACUAUAUUGGAUAUCCAGCAAUAGGGUCUGGCGAUUCUCCAGCUCGUUGUAAUCCUAAAUAUCCUGCAACGUGCCACCCACCAGAACCUGAAAAUCCGUACACACCAGGAUGCGAAAAAUUUGAAAGAUGUCAGCGUGAUUCUCAUCCACCAGCUCUUUCCAACAAAUAUACAACAGACCAUGUAGGGCUUUUAGCAAAAAAAAAAACCAUCGGUUAAAAAAACCGAGAAAGCAACAGACCUAGUUUAUAUAUUCAUAUCAGCCUAUCACUUUGGCUUAACAUUCGGUUAUAGCUAAGACAUAAUCGGCAAAUCUUAAAAUUCAAUCGGUUUUGAUUCGAUUUGGCAAACAGAACCAUCGGUUUAAAAAAUAGCAAUUAAAGAAACCGAAUAAACCUAAUUC
This is a messenger RNA of Brassica rapa (field mustard), 1588 nucleotides long. Its product is annotated as protein RALF-like 3. Lineage: Eukaryota; Viridiplantae; Streptophyta; Magnoliopsida; Brassicales; Brassicaceae. The record is from RefSeq and is a predicted model, not a curated record.